AUGGCACCCAGUCUACUCAAAACAUUUGUGCAGAAUAGGGUAUCUGAAAUUCAUGAGAUCACCAAGGAAGUUCCCUGGCGUCACAUCAGCGGUAAACAUAACCCAGCUGAUCUCGUGUCACGAGGUGUCAAGUUGGAGGAUUUGCCUUCAGCAGUGCUGUUGUUCCGUCACGAGCACAAGCAACUGACGCACGCAGGUGCGCAAGCGCUGCUUUACAGCGUGCGUGAGUCAUACUGGCCAGUCAGCGGCAGGGAUCUCGCCCGGCAGUCACAUUCUGAAAUUGCAGACUUUGCGUGUAGUCACGAUAUUAAAUUUAAGUUAAUACCACCGUAUACGCCUCAUUUUGGUGGUUUAUGGGAGGCUGGGGUCAAAUCGUGCAAGCAUCACUUGCUUCGAACAGUGGGUAACGCGCAUCUGACCUUUGAGGAGAUAAGCACUGUUCUAGCACAAAUAGAAGCUAUCAUGAACUCCCGUCCUCUCAAUCCUCUCUCAUCCGAUCCACACGAUCUCUUACCUCUUUGCCCGUCGCAUUUUCUGGUUGGUCGUCCACUGACAGCGCCUGCUUUUACCGACCUCUCCGAAGAGCCAACUAGUCGUCUCACCCGAUACCAGAGAGUGGAGCAGAUUCGACAACAUUUCUGGACGCGAUGGACCAAAGAAUAUGUCUCAGAGCUGCAGACUCGGAUAAAAUGGAGUGAACACAAGCCAGACCUACAACCCAAUACUUUUGUGGUUAUAAAGGAGGACAAUUCUCCCCCCUUGAAAUGGAGCUUGGGUCGCAUCAUCACCACCAUUCCGGGCAAGGAUGGAGUAUCUCGAGUAGCAGACAUACGAACAGCAACUGGAGUGGUACGCCGUGCCUUCACCAAGAUCUGCCCGCUGUUCCACGAGAAUACACAUUAG
This is a messenger RNA of Ostrinia nubilalis (European corn borer), 903 nucleotides long. RefSeq lists its product as uncharacterized. NCBI's taxonomy places the organism in Eukaryota, Metazoa, Arthropoda, Insecta, Lepidoptera, Crambidae. The transcript has 3 exons. Gene Ontology annotation, molecular function: nucleic acid binding. Bases 1 to 903 code for a protein of 300 amino acids. The record is from RefSeq and is a predicted model, not a curated record.